This is a messenger RNA of Fusarium proliferatum ET1, 1773 nucleotides long. RefSeq lists its product as uncharacterized. The transcript has 4 exons. The record is from RefSeq and is a predicted model, not a curated record. Bases 1 to 1773 code for a protein of 590 amino acids. NCBI's taxonomy places the organism in Eukaryota, Fungi, Ascomycota, Sordariomycetes, Hypocreales, Nectriaceae.
AUGUUGUUCUCUAAGUCUUUAUCUACUCUCCUUACUCUCAUCGUUGGGUUUCAGCAAGUCGUUGACGCUACGCCACGAUAUUGUCCACCUUAUGGUCCUGUUUUGCCUGCGCCGAGGCAAGCGAGUCAGCAUCCCGCCGUGCAAUAUGCCGUUGACACCAUUACUACUGUUCUGAAGGGGCAAACCGCAGGCUUCAAUCUAUCUGGUGUCUCUGUUGGCGUCAAGUCCAUUUACGAGGAUGACCGGUUGCUUGACUUCCACUACACGCCUUCAACCAUGAAUCCGAUGGUAGGUGUGGAGAAAAUCAAUUCCAGUAUUGUCUAUCGUCUUGGAAGCAUUUCCAAGGUGUUCACAGUUCUUGCGGCUUUGCGUCUGGCAGAGGAUAAGGUGUUGAGCAUGAAUGAUCCUGUGACUCGCUGGAUUCCAGAACUUGCUCACGGCGAAGGCUCUCAUUCCGGCGAUGAGCUAGAUGUUAUCCACUGGGACGACGUCACUGUCGGCGACGCUGCGGCACAUCUGUCUGGCCUUGGCGGAGAUAUGACGACUGAUAUUUCUGCUUUCCCCUUCGACUGGGAAGCUCUUGGCCUCCCGAAGCUGUCCAAGAAUAACAAGAUCCCAUCUUGCAAAGGUCUCCCAGGAGUGCCAGUCUGCACCCGAAAAGACUUCCUCAACAUUUUCAAAUCGUACCGUCCUCCCGUAUACCAACCUAGCCAAUCGCCAGUCUACUCCAAUGCAGGAAUCAGUCUCGUCGGUCUUGUCAUCGAGGCAGCAUCAAAGAAGCCCUUUAACGCUGCUAUCAACGAUCUGGUUCUUAAACCCCUAGGUCUCAAGCAAACAUACUCCGGUAUCGUCCCAGAGAACUCGAAAAACAUGUUCAUUCCUGCUGGAAGCGCUGACUGGGACGCUGAUAUCAGAAUCUUUGCUCCGCAAGUUGCCGGCGCGAUAGGCUCUAGCACAGGCGAUAUGCUCUCCUUCGUGACCAGUAUUCUGAAGGACAAAGCUCUUUCUCCAUCAAACACCCGUCGCUGGCUCAAACCAAACACUUUUACAUCAACGUGGAGUGCGUCCGUCGGAUCGCCUUGGGAGAUCUAUCGUGUCGAUAACCUGACUUCCGACGGUCGCAUUAUCGAUUUAUACACCAAGGGCGGUACGCUAAGCGGCUAUCAAUCCGGUAUGGCCAUGGUUCCUGACACUGGCCUUGCUGUGUCUGUCCUUGGUGCGGGACCAGAGGUUUCCAGUGUUUGGGCACAACUAGCGACUCUUAAUAUUGUAGAGGCACUGGUUCCUGCCAUGGACAUGGCAGCUCGGGAUGAAGCCAAGGCUCGAUUCUCAGGAGUUUACGUCGACGAGAAAACGGGAUCUACGCUUACCCUCUCUUCGGAUGAAGGGCCUGGUCUGGUGCUGAGUAACUGGACUGCCCGAGACUUCGACGUUUUGCCCAACUUGAAUCGCUUCCAGCCUGGAAGGUACAACGAUACAACUGAUUCAGGUAUUAAGAGUGUUCGACUGUACCCAACUGGUAUUGAGAAUGAGUCUUGCGCCGCAUGGAGAGCAGUGUUCCCGACACUCAGUGAUAAUGAGGCUGAGAUGAUUGAAGGUCUAACUAAGGUCAAGGAUGUGACGUGCAUUACUUGGCACAUGCUCGAUCGCUUUAUUUACAAUGGCCUUUCAAUGGACCACUUUGAGUUCAAGUAUGGAAGGGAUGGGAAGGCUGUUAGUAUUAAGUCAAAGGCAUUUGGUGUUGAGAUGAAGAGGGCGGAGAAGAGAGCUUGA